AUGACGAGCACGACAGACUCAGUCCCGGCGCAUACCCCGCCUGGGUCAUCAGCCCCACGCCCAAAAGGAAUCCUCAAAAACGCCUCUUACCGCGCCUCCCCUCCUGUCUCGCCCACCAACGCCCAACCCCCUCUCUCUUCCUCGAUUCCACAUGGUAGCGCCCACCCGCAGCUAGAACACCCACUCACUCCUAAGGAGGCCAAGGAGUUGACCAUUGCCAACACGCAAUUCAACGCCGGCCACCGCCGCUCCUCAUCCUCAGCAACCCGACCCGGCGCCUCCUCCCGGCGACAAAGCUCCCUCCAGGGCCAUGAAGCCGGCGACGACGCAAGCGGAGAGAACGACGAGCCCGGACAGCGACUCAAGUGGGACGAGGCGAACCUGUACCUGACCGAACAGGAACGCACCAGCACAAUGAAGAUCAACGAGCCCAAGACGCCGUAUGCGAAACACUACGACCCGGCCGAGGACCCGUCGGACGACGAAGAGGGGGACAUAGGCGAGCCGAUUGACCCGAAGAACGUGGAUUUGGACAAGGUGGAUGGGCUCCCUCACUCGAAACGGCACCAUCACAUACACCAGGAGCACGAGCAAGGCCAGCAGCAGCAGCCUUCCUCACGCCGCCGCCCCGCAGACGAGGAGAUUCCACGCCUGUCGCUGGGCGAGCCGGAGGAGGAAUUCCCCGAGCACGAGCCUGGCCAAGAGUAUGGGACGUCGCCGUCUCGUCCCCGGGCAGUCCAUGUUGACAGCCACGGCAGCGGUCACGACACGGACGGCGAGGAGUAUUUGGUGGGACUAAGCGCUGAGGAACGCGAGAAGCACAGGAAGUUUGAGGAGAUGCGCAAGAAACACUACGAGAUGAGGGAUGUCGCCGCGCUGUUGGGGCAUUCGGAGGAACUGGACGAGGAUGGCGAUGACGAUAGUGAGAAUGACGAUGAACGGGCAAAGGUUCCCCCUGUCCCGCCCCUGCCUGGAAGGCCCAAAUGCCAAGGGGAGCAUGUGGGGGCCAAGGCUCAGUGCUGCAGCCGGCCCCUCCAAAGGGCUGCUGCCAGCAGCGCUCGACCCCUCGGCACCGUCCUCCGGCCGACGACGACAGGGACAACAUCGACAACGACAGCGACGAUUCUCGAGGAGCGGUUCGCCCACCUCCGAAUUUCCUCCCCAAAUGCUGCUGGUUCCGCGGUGGAGGGCCGCCGUUAUGCCUCCGUGAAGGCGCAGGGUGCCUACAAGAUCAAGUCGAAGAAGACGAUACCAAAGAAAAUGGGUGCCAAGAAGACCGGAGACCAAUAUGUUAUCCCCGGUAACAUCAUCUACAAGCAGCGGGGUACCAUAUGGCAUCCCGGUGAGAACACCAUCCUCGGCCGCAACCACACGAUCCACGCUGCCGUCACCGGCUACGUCAAGUACUACCGAGACCCAAAACGACACCCAAAGCGCCAGUAUAUUGGGGUUGUGUUCAACCGCGACGACACAUUGCCUUAUCCCGAAGACUCGCCUCGCCGGCGAAAGCUGAACCUCGUUGCAGUAACUCGGAAAGCUGAACCCGCGCCCGACGAGACAACGGCCCCUAGCGGCAUCCCGCGUUCCGUCACACGGCACGAAAUUGUCGAGAAGCCUGACGAGUCGAAGACAUCCAAAACCGCCCAGCCGCACACCCCAGUUCGUUACGUGGAAUCAGUGCCUUUGAAAGACGGCAACUCGGUGGUAGCCAGUUUGGUCAACCAGAAGCUUCGGGCUAGGGAAUUGGACCAAGUCAGGAAGGAGGCUUUGAACCGAGAACAAGAGAAGGCGCUUGCGGAGCGCAAGGCCACUCGUGUGUUCCAUUUACAGGACGACUACAGCUACCGCGAGAGCAACUGGGAGAUUGGUCGCAUCGUCGGCGACGCCGGGAUCAUUCCGGGCACCGAUAAGCCAGAGUCGAGGAAGGCCAAGAUUCGCAUGCGCAGGUGGAAACGCGACAUUCACUUCCGCGGUAUCAAGCUACGCAAAAUCGACAGAUCCAAGCGCCGUAGCGACUACAAGACCCGGGCCCACCAGAAGAGGUUGGCACGGCAAGUUACUGAGAAGGCGGCCGCCAGGGAGGCCGCGGCUGCCGCGAAGGCUGCUUUCGAGAAGGCGGAUUCUGAAGCCCGGGCCGCUGCGGCGGCACGAGCCGCGAACGCGGCCGGCGGCAGCAAGCCUGUCGCGAGCUAA
Molecule: messenger RNA, 2193 nt
Organism: Dichotomopilus funicola
Lineage: Eukaryota; Fungi; Ascomycota; Sordariomycetes; Sordariales; Chaetomiaceae
Product: ribosomal L27 protein-domain-containing protein
Exons: 5
Coding region: 1-2193 (730 amino acids)
Biological process (GO): translation; regulation of signal transduction
Cellular component (GO): mitochondrial large ribosomal subunit; ribosome
Molecular function (GO): structural constituent of ribosome; protein phosphatase inhibitor activity
Source: RefSeq, a predicted model, not a curated record